UGUUGUAAAUGUAGAUAAAAAUAUACUACUUCAAAUGAAUAGUUGUCAGCUAGCAGCAUAACGUGGCAUAACGCGUAGUGUCGUCCAACUGUCAACAUGUCACGAACAGGAACAAAACUUGAUGCUAAAAAAGUGAACUCUGAAUUAUUUACGCUAACAUACGGCGCAGUUGUGGCCCAAUUGCUGAAAGAUUAUGAGAAUGUGGAAGAUGUCAACAAACAGUUAGAAAGGAUGGGAUACAACAUGGGAAUUCGAUUAAUAGAAGAUUUCUUGGCACGGACUAGUUCUGGCCGAUGUUAUGACUUCAGAGAUACAGCGGAGAAGAUCCAAAGCGGUUUCAAGAUAUUUCUGGGCAUAACACCAUCAAUUACAAAUUGGAGUCCGGCUGGAGAUGAAUUUUCCCUAUGCUUUGAAACAAAUCCAUUAACAGAAUUUGUAGAAUUACCAGAUAAUUGUUCAAAUUUAAAGUAUUGUAAUAUAUUAACUGGUGUACUUAGAGGAGCUUGCGAGAUGGUGCAAAUGGAAAUUGCCUGCUGGUUUGUACAGGAUCAACUUAAGAAUGACAAUGUAACUGAAUUACGUGUGAAGUUUGUCAAAAGAUUAGAAGACGCAAUACCGGCAGGCGAGGAUUGAACAUAUAUAGUACCUAAAUGUAUAAAUAUUGUGUUAUUUAUGACCAUGUGUCACUUCAAUGAUAUGGAUUAAGAUAUAUUGUAAUAAUUAGCCAUGUAUUUUUACUGUUUGCAUUCCGUCAAUUUCCAUUUAAGAGUAACAUAUUAAAGAUAUCACUCUUAUGUAUAUGUGGUAGAAUCACAAUGAUAGUAAAAUACAUACAAACUUUGUUUAAAA
Messenger RNA from Linepithema humile (Argentine ant), 849 nucleotides. RefSeq names its product blocked early in transport 3 (gene Bet3). Gene Ontology annotation, cellular component: cis-Golgi network membrane; TRAPP complex; cytosol. Gene Ontology annotation, biological process: endoplasmic reticulum to Golgi vesicle-mediated transport; intra-Golgi vesicle-mediated transport. NCBI's taxonomy places the organism in Eukaryota, Metazoa, Arthropoda, Insecta, Hymenoptera, Formicidae. The record is from RefSeq and is a predicted model, not a curated record.